Molecule: messenger RNA, 9182 nt
Organism: Gasterosteus aculeatus aculeatus (three-spined stickleback)
Lineage: Eukaryota; Metazoa; Chordata; Actinopteri; Perciformes; Gasterosteidae
Gene: tet1
Product: tet methylcytosine dioxygenase 1
Biological process (GO): chromosomal 5-methylcytosine DNA demethylation, oxidation pathway; positive regulation of transcription by RNA polymerase II
Cellular component (GO): nucleus
Molecular function (GO): DNA 5-methylcytosine dioxygenase activity; zinc ion binding; DNA binding
Source: RefSeq, a predicted model, not a curated record
GUGCACGCGAGCGCUGCCCUGGAUGGAUCCACCGCGGUGGAGGGAUUCACGGUUCCGCGGGUGUCGUGCUCCGCCGAAGGCGACGCGUUGGGAAAACGGCCGCCCCGCUCGGCGCACGUUCACGUCGGCGCUCGUGUCGUGUCCGCGUGUCGGCGUCGAGAGAGAGAGAGGAAGGACUGAACUUGCCCGCAGUCUGCGUUCGCCGAGGAAGGAGACCGAUUCGAGGGCUCGCCGCGUCGCCGGAGCGGAGUGUUAUUAGCGGUUCAGGCGGUGCAACUGUCGCUUUCUGAUCAUGGACUGCAAAUACAAUAUAGUGAUGGCAUCCUAAUUUCUAGUGCAAGAGAGAAAAGGAAUUUUUUUUUAACACAAAAUUGUGUGGCGCAAAAGAUAAACACCCGGCUCCCAUGCUGGCUGCAAGAGAUCCUCCCCUUCACACCUGCUACUACCAUGCCUGCUACUACCAAGCGCACCAGGAGACAGACACCUGCUCAGAGAAAAAAUGGCCAGAAGGGAAUCACCACCAAGAGGCAAACCUGUAACUCCAACAAACCCAGGGGAAGAGCCACUGAGAGGCCCCAGAAAGCACCCGCAGAACCCAAAAGGUCAACAUCCAGGGCCCCCGCUCAGUCGGGUCAAAGCCCUCGUGGAAGACGGGCUAGUGGGCCCGCUAGUAAAGGCCCCGGGAGGGCCGCUGGCAGGGUCGACCGUACUGUAAGUGUAACAGGAUCUGCGAGGCUUAGGCGGCCGGGCAAUCUGCCUGACCCCUUUGGCGAGUUACAGGACCCCCCGGGGCGAAGGAAGUCCCUGCGUGGCACUCAGGUAUCCGUUACUCCCUGCCAGCCCCUUAAACCUCGCCGAGGGAGGAGAAACAACAGGAGGGUCGCGGGUAGACGAGCGCCGUCACAGCAAGGCAGAACAAGAAACAAGCCCUCGAGCACCAGCGACUCGACUCCUGAGGAGGAAAGUGUGAAUUCCGACACCUGUGAUGCAAAAGAAAGAGUCUCUCCAGUCUCUCUAAAAAAGGAUUUUGAAGUUCCUUCGAGAAUCAAAGACCGGGGUUUAGGACUCGACGCCAGAGAGGGAAGCCCUCUCGAAGCAGAUUCGCCGCCGUGUAAAGACAAUCCGGAGGACUGUGUGAAGUUCAGCUGUGACGGCACCGAAACCCCGGAAGACAAAAACACCCUCAGUCCUGGCAGCAAAGGUGACCUGAGGCGUGUGAUCGGUGUGCGUGAUGAUGUUGAUGGACAGCAAAACCUCUGCAGUGACAUAAGUAAAGAUUGUCCCUCUGUGCUAACGAGUGUCGGUUCACCAGAGGCGCAGGGCGGCUGUGAGGGCGAAGACGCUUCAUCUGUCCUUGGAAAUAAGCCUGAUUGCCCCUCCGGUGACGGUAAGAAAGAUGAUGCGUGUUCUGUCCAUCAAGGGGAAGAUAACAGAGUGGAUCUGAAAGAAAAUAGGACUGAUAAUAGAGCGAUAGUCCUCGCUGACAGAAAAGAAAAGGAAAAUCUUGAGAGAGCAGAGAGUUAUGAGGAUGAGAAACCAGGUGAGGGACAAAAGGAGACUCUGGAUGAGAUGCAGGAGCGCACGGAAAGUCUGUGUCAAUUGAAGACAGGAGAAAACAAAAAGGAGUCUGAUGUUUACAGCAAUACUGCUGACUCCCAACCCAGCGCUCCAGCUUCCGAACCUCCAGAUCCUCCUCACUCUAACAAGGGACUGGCAGCACAGUCAGAAUCACCUCAGCGUGGGACGUCUGUCUCCAACACAGCUACCUCAAAUCCCACCAAAGCGACCUCCACCUCAGAGGCACUUGAGCCAGAGUUUCUGAGUCGGGGUAAGACAGACGCGCAACCGACCCUUCAUGGUGCUAAAUCUCAAUUACCUGGGUCCCCGGUUGUCGACGAACCCGCCCUGGUGGUCCAGACUGUGCUGGUAAAAAGAAAUACGCCGGUUAUUUUCCGUAGCAACUCCCUCAAACCCGGGUGCUUGAGGCAUUCGAGCCACGGGGAACCACGCCGCCCGCAAAGCACCACGAUCCAGACCAAAGACGGCGAAUCUAAUCCAGAGCCUUUGGGUCGCCACGGCGAGAAGGAAACGCCUUUGCCGUCCCCGCCACUCGUCCCUCACACGAGCGUGGAUGCCCCCGCGGCUGACACUAAACCAAACCUCGGCGAGGACGGCGUUGCGGCGGCCGAGGCGGAAUCGCUGACAAAGAUGUCGACUCCCUCCCUGGACAGCAGCUUCACCUUCUCCUGCAGCUCAGAAAGCACUCGAUCCUCUCUUUCCUUCGACACGGAGUCGGAGGCCGGGUACGGAGAGUCCGGCCCCAGCGUUCCACCUGGAGCCUUUGGGCCAGAAGGGGCGUUCCCGCCCUCCUGGACCGGUCCGAGGCCCCAUAGGAAGGAGAAGAAGAAGCGGAGCCGGUGUGGGACGUGUGAGCCGUGCCAGAGGAAGGGCAGCUGUGGCCAGUGCAGUUGCUGCCUCAACCGCAGUACCGGCCACCAGAUCUGUAAGCUGAGGAAGUGCGUGGAGCUGAGGAGGAGGAGAACGUCGCCUCUGCUCGCGCUCUCUGCAGCGCAGGUGGUUCCAGAAAGUGGAUCGGUAAAUGGCAAAGUUAAAGCGCAGAUGGAUGAUACCCACACGGCAGUGGAGGAAGAUGACGGGGAGGAAGGCCACAUACCUCGUACCCAAGCGCCCACCAUUACGCACUCGCUCCCCCACGACCCGGCCAAGGACCAAGGGGGGCGGCUGGCAAUUGUAAAAAGAGAACUCGGACUGGACUUUACCAGCGGUGCACUUCACCAACACGUGUGCUCUUCUGUCACUUUUCACAACGGUUCUGCUGAGAAUCUGACAAAACCUAACGGUGCUAAUUUGACCACCGGGUCACAUUCCGACCUGAAGUCUGCAUAUAAAAGACCGAUUGCAUCAGAGCCUCAAAGGAGUAUAAUAGCUGCAAUCCCCAAAGACUGCCCAGAGAAUGGACCCAAGACUCCUCCAGACAGGUCAUCGGUUCCACUGAAGAAGAUCAAGCUGGAGGAGCCGUGGAUGUGGAUCACUGAACAGGCCACUGCACAGCUGAGUGAUGAAGACGAGGUCUGCGAAGACCCGUUGUCCACAUUGGCGGCCGUGGUGUGUCUCUCUGUCACAGAGAGGAAGGGACUGGAGGAGAAACUUUUCAGCUCGCGUUCUUCCAUUCUGUGCUCCAUCAAAACAGAACCACCAGAUUUGUACUUUAUUAAGAAAGAGCCUGAGGACUUAAACAAUGACUUGUGUAACAAAAGCCCCCCUGCUGGCCUUCAAAGGACUCCCCUGCUUUUAAAAAAUGACCCUCCUCCACGUGCUUUGCCACAAAGCGUGCAGUCCUUGGCGGAGAGAAGAAAUCUUAGUUUUGAUCAGGCUAUUGCUAUUGAAGCCUUGACUCAACUGGCCGUACCUCAGAGCACCCCAGGGUGCAUUAAAGUUGAAAGUAAGUGUGAACAUCCCAUUUCCACUUCAGCCCCAUUUUCAACUUACAUUACAAAUACAAGCCUGCAAGAAGCCAAACCCACAGCGGCCGUCCUCUACAACAAAGUCUCGGUCAUCAGCUCACCACAUCACCAGACGUCAGUCAUACGCCCCCCUGUGGCCAGACAAGGGAACGUCAUCCAGCGCAUGCAGGGGUCAAGCUCUAACACAAAGCUGUCUCUGCAGGACCUCUUAGAAGCCAGCUCAAACAGUGAUUCUAGCAGGAGGACAGAGACGGGCUUAUGUUCUAACGCUAUCAAGUCUGAAUGCAGCUAUAAAUACCCCAGUGAGAUGAAGCUCAGUAGAGAUCAUGAGCGCUUGUUUGGGGAGGACAGAGACAGGGUUGUUAAGGCGAGGAGAAACAGAGAGGAAGAGGAGGUGGCCGCUCAGCUGGCCGACCUGGCCUUUAUCAUCCAGUCUCGACACAGCCAGCAGUCAGAGAACAACCCUCCAAAAGGAACCCCUGUGUCGGCCAUCAAGUACAACUACAACUCCCAGCUGCCCCCCAGUCAGAAAAAGACCCCCGUGAAAAAACCAAGGGCAACGCCCGCCAAGCCCAGGAAGAAGAAAAGUGAUGGACCUAAUGAGGGCGUCAGGACCCCCCUCUCUAAACGCACACCCAAUGGAGAGGCGGCCCAGAGGAGCAGAGGCCAGAAGGUUCAACCGCUGGGGAAGUCAGGCCUGCAGCCCAAGAGGAGCCUGUUUCUGCCACAAGCUCAAAUUGACCUGAAGAGAUACUUGGCUGAGGCUCAGGAGGAAAGGAGACAGCUCAUCCAUCCCAGUAACGCACACAGCGCUCUCACAAGGACCGACCACCCUCACGAGCACCAUCCCUGGUCCCUUUCAAACGGUCCAGUCCACCCACACAAUCCAUGCAACGGUCAUGCUGCCGGACAGGGGCAGGAAUACGCAAGGCAUUUGUUAACUCAGGUAGCGCAUCCCUUCGGCGCCGACCCCAACACCGGCCCAGCUGAUGCCGCUCUCCUCGGCCACACCACUGGUCUGCACAGCCGGGCUAACGGCUUCUCGAGGGCUCAGCAGUCCCCUCCUCCGAGCCAGCAGGGCUACUACAAGCUGGAGAGGACAGGACCGGUCACCGUGCUGUCCACUGCUACGGAUGGGGAUCUGGGCCACUCUGCAGAAUCCACUCCAAUCAAGAACGGCGUCAACGGCUUUCUGGAGUCUCCUAUGAGUUUUAUGGAUACCCCGACCAAGAAUUUGCUCAACACGCCUUCCAAAAAACUGGCUGAUCUUCCAUCCUGUCAGUGUGUGGACCAGAUCAUUGAAAAGGAGGAAGGCCCUUACUACACCCAUCUUGGAGCGGGACCCAAUGUUCCUGCAGUGAGGGAAAUGAUGGAGAACAGAUAUGGUGCCAAAGGAAAUGCAGUGAGGGUGGAAGUUGUUGUUUACACUGGGAAAGAAGGAAGGAGUUCCCAGGGGUGUCCGAUAGCUAAAUGGGUGAUCCGGCGUGGCAGUGAGCAGGAGAAGCUGCUGUGUUUGGUCCGCCGCAGGCCUGGGCACCACUGUGACACGGCCGUGUUGGUGAUCCUCAUCCUGGCGUGGGAGGGAAUCCCUCGACCGGUGGCGGACAAUCUCUACCAGGAACUCACGCAGACCCUCUUCAAACGCGGCUCGCCCACCAGCCGUCGCUGCGCCCUCAAUGAAGAUCGAACCUGUGCAUGCCAGGGUUUGGACCAAGACACCUGCGGAGCUUCAUUUUCCUUUGGGUGCUCCUGGAGUAUGUACUUCAAUGGCUGUAAGUUUGCCCGCAGCAAAGUGCCCCGCAAGUUCCGCCUUCAUGGAGACUACCGUGAGGAGGAGGAGAAGAUAGAGGGCAACCUUCAGAGUCUUGCCACUGACCUCGCACCUCUUUACAAAAGACUGGCCCCCGAGGCCUUCCAAAACCAGGUGGAGAACGAGGCAGCGGGGGGCGACUGCCGGCUGGGUGUGAGGGAGGGACGUCCUUUUUCGGGUGUUACGGCCUGUGUGGAUUUCUGUGCCCAUGCUCACAAGGACACGCACAACAUGAAUAAUGGCAGCACCGUGGUUUGCACUCUAACCAAGGAAGAUAACCGCGCAGUGCGCAACAUACCGGAAGAUGAGCAGCUCCAUGUUCUGCCGCUUUACAAGAUCUCGGACAGGGAUGAGUUCGGUCACGUUGAGGGCCAGUGGGACAAAAUUCGAAGUGGUGCUCUUCAAGUUCUGUCGGCUUUUCCCCGAGAGGUGCGUCUACAGGCUGAGCCAGUGAAAUCUGCCCGCAAGAUAAGGCAAGAAGCUCGUCUGAAGGCUCAAGCAGAUAAACUGGAGAAGAAGCUUGGGCUCACUCCUCUCACUCCGGGGAAAGUGAAAAACGAAACCCCUAAAAAAGAACCACAGGGCCUCUACGCCUCGUACAGACUACCACCCAGACCUGCCAGCACUGGACGGUACCCAGCGGAGGGGAAUCCAACCAGCACUUACAACCAGAGCACCAGCAGCUACCCCACUCUGGGUGCAGAGGUCACCCCGCAGAAGAAGCUCACUACCCCAAAUCACCACGGCCUGCCUGGCCUCCAGUCGGGACAGAAUGGCUCCGCUCUUAAUUAUAAGACAGUGAGUGACGGCAUGGAUGGUUAUUCUCCAGCAUCUGGUGACCAGAGGGUUCGCAUACCUCCACACGAUGCCCUCAGUGACUACCCCCACACUUUUAAAACUGAGCCCCACGAGGUGCACUGCUCUCCUCUUCUCAGACCCUCCCCCAGCGGGAGCGCUCCUCCCCACUCCUCCUUCUCCCCCCGACCGACCUCUGAGGGCCUCUUCAGUAGGCUUAACGGAAUGCACAGGCCUGCAGAAGAGGCCACGCCAGAGGUCGGGGGUCACGGCUUUCCUCCACUCUCGUCCCUACACCUUCCCCCACACUCUCCCUCGCUGGAAGCAGAGGAAGUCAAGCAAGAAGAGGUUUGGUCGGACAGCGAGCACAACUUCCUUGACCGCAAUAUAGGCGGAGUCGCCGUGGCCCCAUCACACGGUUCCAUCCUGAUAGAGUGUGCACGCAGGGAGCUCCACGCCACCACCCCUAUCCUCAGGCCGAACCGCAGCCACCCCACGCGCAUCUCCCUGGUCUUCUACCAGCACAAGUCUCUAAAUGAACCAGGCCACGGGAUGGCCAUGUGGGAUGCCAAGAUGGCCAAGCGGGAGCGGGAACGGGAGGAGGAGGCCGAGAGAUUGAGGAUGGAGGAGUGCAUCGGCAAAUGUGUGGGGAACACAGGAGCUGGAGGUGGGGGGCUACAGAGUGAAGCAGGGGAGGAGGCCGAGGGGACGAGGAGGAUCAUGAACGUCCCCACGCGUCAAGCGCGGACUCUCCAGAGGGACGGUGUCGUCACCGCGUCCCCUUAUGCUCUCACCCAGGUGACGGGCCCCUACAAUCGCUGGGCUUAGUUAAUGUGUUUUACACACAGACACAGAAAACUCCUACAUUCUUUGCUUCUGCCUUACCUCAAUCAACUUUGAACUGCUACUCUCAUUUUUACGUCGUUUUCAUUGUGCUUUUUAGCAUCUGUUUGUUGACUUUGCCCUUCUUCAUCUCUGCUUUCAAAGUGGUGAGGAAGACCAAAGUAUGUUGGCUUUUUUACUGUGAGUCUCUGUGAUAUUAUUGAGAUGGUGCUUUAAAGCAUUUUUUAAAAUGUUUUUAAUCUGGUUUUAUAUACAUGAUUAAGAACAGAAAAAGGUGAUUAUUUAUUCUGAUCAUAAUAAUUUCUAUUUAAUUCCUGGUGUAAGCCUGUUUACUGCAAAUGUUAUGAUAACAUGCAUCAUCUGUUGAUGUUUUCUGUUGUACAGUAGGAAUAUGCUCUUUAUUUCAGCCAAUAAUUUGCUGUUAACUAUGAGAUAUGAAUCUUGUUGGCUUUUAUGUUGGUGCCAUUCUCUCUGUUCAUCAUUACAUCGCAUAAUGUAGAAAGCAGGACUAAUAUUGUGCAUAUAUUUACUACAGAUUUUCAGAUGUAGCAUUUCUUCUUUAUCUUCUCCCUCCAGAAGCAGCCCUUCUGGCAGCCCAUGAAAGAACCACACUUCCUUGUUUUGUUUUAAUUUCUCUAUGUCCUGAUGGUUUGUCUUUUAUUUACAGAUAGGAAUGGCAUGUUACACCAAGAAGCACUUUUUUAUUUUCUUAAACUUAACUUGAAAAGGGUCUCAAUCCAUAGGCCUGAUUAUGUAUAUACAGAUAGAGAUAUACAGUAUAUGACAAUUUAGCAUGCACCCUUCUUUAUUUUUACAGUAUUUCCGUGUUUAUUUUCAUCCAUUUGAUUGGAAAUGGCAUUGGAAAUACAGAUCUCAUGAAAUUUCAAAAUGUAAUGUAAUGAGGAAUCAUGAAAUGCUUCAAUAACGAAAUCUGAAGUCUUCUGGAAACAUCAUUUUUAAAUUCUUGCAUAGGGCACAAGUGUGAUUACAGGCUUUCAAAAAACGUCAUGGUGCUAAUAAAACCUCUGUAUUUUACAUACAUAACAAAGAGUCUGACAUGUCAACAGAAUAUUUACAGUCGUCCUGUCCACACGCUGGAUUUUAAUAUUAGCCGACACAAAACUGUGUCGGCUAAUAUUGGAUGAUCAAACUAUUUCUUCUUUGUACUCUGCACUGCUUUUGUUGGAAAACCAUUCCAACAUCAAAUUCCUCUCAAACAAUUGCCUAAGACGAUUUCUGGGUGCUCGACAGUUGUGGGGACUUUGUUUACAGAUAAUAGAUUUGUAUUCACAAGGCCUAAAGAAUGAGGUUUGUCUCAACUCCUGGUUGACCAGGAUCUGUAUUUGUUACUACCCAUCAAAGAGAGGCUCUGUAUUUUAAGACAACAUCAAAUGAAUUCAUCCCCACCGACACCACUGAUAUCCACACUAACACUGGUGGAAUAAUGUAUCCGUUAUGUACUUGAUGUACGUCAGAAACAUUCUGUUCUUUCAGACACUUCAACUUUUUCUUGGUGCUAAUAGAACAAGAAGUCAAGGUACACGCGUUGACUUGACCGGGUUAUUUACUGUAGAGUGAUGGCAUGGUGCUUUAAUAAAACUCACACUGCUCUGUAUAUGUUUCAACAGUAGGUUUACCAUUUACGUGGAUGAUUACUGGCUGAGGUGCUUUGGAAUCUCCCACCAUUGAUCAUGAGGUUUUGGUACCAGUACCAGUAAAAAGUGAAUUAUUGUGCAGAUGUCCGUCUAGAGUUCAAAUAAAUGUCUUCCACGGAUAACCAAACUGUAACAUGUAUCAAAACACACAUCAUGCUCUCAAAAUGAAAUGAAUGUAAACUGUUUGUAAAUCAUUUGAUUUAUAAAGAACAUUUUUGAACACGAGACAUGACACAAUUACAGUUUUAAACAUGUCCUUUGAUUUACUGUGGUGGACGUUCUCAGUCCACACUAAAAGUCUUUGUAUUGAUGAGUAUCUAAGAACUAGCACCAGCAUUAAAAAAAAUAAAAUAAAAAAAAACUUUUAUUACUAGAAAAUGUGUAAAUAUGAAUGUGAACCAUAUUGUUUUUACUGUAAUGUUAAUGGUGUUUAGACUAUGGAUGAUCUUGCUUAUUUUGAAACUGAAUUACUGUAUGCUUAAAGUAUAUCCAGUUUAGACUUUAGAAGAGACUCAAUUUAGCAUUACUUGUGUGGUUGGCUAAUCUCUUUUUUGGGAUUGUGAAAUAAAGUCAUAUUUAUAUUUUGGACCUGAA